AUGGCAGAAUACAAACUAUCAUACGAGUCCCAACUGGUACAUUCACCUCCCUAUCCCACCUUCACUCCAUACCCAACAGCGCAUUCCAAUCACAGCCCUAACCUCAAUCCCUACUCCAUAUCGCAUCCUUAUCAGUCAAGACUAAACACAAAUAAACAGGACGUCUACCACCCAUCUUACCGCUUCGAAACCCACGAUCCACGCGACUGGAAAUCAGCCGCUGGUCGCGGUCCAGCACUCCCAGCACUAGGAAAUGCGACCGCAGGCGCUGUCGGAGCAGCUAUUUCGAAUGUCGUCGUCUAUCCACUCAAUGUGAUAGUAGCGCGGCUUCAAACUCAGAAGAGGAAAGAGGGAACCUCAAGCCAGAAAUCCAAAGAUGGUAGUAAUCACGACAAGGCGGAAGAAGAUGAAGAAGAGGAAGAACAAUAUACUAGUGUCCUUGAUGCCGCGCGCAAAAUUUAUGAACAGCAGGGCAUCGGCGGCUUUUAUCCGGGUCUGGCGCAAGAUACGUGGAAGACAGUUGCCGACUCGUUCCUUUUCUUCCUUGCUUAUAGUUCUCUUCGACAGAAGAGGAUUGUGGCACGUGUAGGUGCCGAGCGAGCGGCCAAGGGGAAGAACGUUGUUCUUCCGGUUCUUGAUGAACUCGCAGUUGGUAUUCUGGCUGGAUCCUUUGCCAAGUUAUUUACGACACCGUUGUCGAAUAUCGUUGCUCGGAAGCAGAUUUCGGCUGCGCGGACAAAGGGCAAUGAGAAGGGUUUAUCAACAGGUGAUAUCGCCUCGCAGAUUCGGAAAGAGAAGGGCCUUGCGGGCUUCUGGUCGGGGUAUUCGGCUGCGCUGAUUCUGACGCUGAAUCCCUCCCUCACCUUUUUCCUUAAUGAGUUCCUGAAGCGCGCUCUGAUACCACGCGCGAAGCGUGAUAAGCCUUCACCUGCUCUGACUUUUCUUCUUGCGGCGCUGAGCAAGGUCGCUGCUUCGUCUAUUACGUAUCCCUUCUCUCUCGCCAAGACUAGAGCUCAAGUCCUCAAGUCUACUUCCAGCUCCUCUUCUUCACAAUCUACGUCUCAGUCAUCUUUACUCAAUAAUUUGACACCCCAGAUCAUCUCAACAGUUAUAACAAUCGCCCGCAAAGAUGGUUACAAAGCCCUCUACGCUGGUCUCCAAGGCGAAGUCCUCAAAGGCUUCUUUUCUCAUGGCUUCACAAUGCUAGCCAAAGACGCAGUCUAUGCCUCGAUUGUCAAGAGUUAUUAUCUUCUACUCAUGCUCAUGCGCCGGUAUCCUUCCCCAGAGGAACUAAUCGAGCGUGCACGCGAACAAGCAGAGGAGUAUACAGAGAUCGCGCGUGAGGGGGCACGAGACCUAGCAGAGCGUACAAAGGAAGGUGCUGAAGAGGUUCUGGCAGGGACUUCUGGUGGUGUGGCUGUUGAUAUGACUUCUAGCUCGGCGAGUGCUGCAGAGGCUGCCAGUGCAGGCUCAGAGACUGGCGGCAUUGACGCUUCGUCUGGGCUUAAGGUUCCUGUCUCGGAGGUUUCUGAUGAUGUGAAUGAGACUGCUGAGUUGGUGGGUGAUUAUGUUGAAGAUGAAGCUGCUGAGUGGAAGAGCUUAUAUCAUUGGUUCUGGGAGAAGGAUCGAGUGGCGCAUAAAGUCUGA
Molecule: messenger RNA, 1647 nt
Organism: Penicillium nucicola
Lineage: Eukaryota; Fungi; Ascomycota; Eurotiomycetes; Eurotiales; Aspergillaceae
Product: putative mitochondrial carrier protein
Exons: 1
Coding region: 1-1647 (548 amino acids)
Source: RefSeq, a predicted model, not a curated record